AACACCCUCAGACUGUAUAACACUGCGUUGAAUUCGAAGCUGCGGACUAGGGAUGGAGAGCGAGCAAACCUGCCGUCUCUGCACGCGAGAUGUGAGCGAGUCUGCAGCGGCCAUCCACCUGUACAGCCCCGACAGCGUGGAGCGCGGGGUGGCCGACAGAAUGGCGGAUCUCCUGGAGGUGCCUCUCGAGAAGACGGAUGGACUCGGCUCCUACAUCUGCGAGCUCUGCAACGCGAGAUUCAAACAUCUCGUCCGCUCCCUGGAGGUUCACCGCCUGAACGCCAAGAAGAACUAUGAGAAACAGGCCAAGAAGGCUGGGAUUUACGUUGAGACUCUUGAAGAUAUGAUCGAAGAGAGUCUCACCAAACCAGUAGUCGAAGAUGCUAAGGACCCAAAUAAAGACCCGUUGGUUCAGGCUGCCGAUAUGACUGGAAUGGAUCUGGGAUCUCUUCUGAGUGACUUGGUGGCUGCCAAGAAGAGAAUGAGGGAGAAAAAAGGAGGUGCGACUGAUAAGAAGGUGGUGACAGAGGACAUUAAGGAUCUGAUGAACCUGCUGUCCGGGAUCAGGAAAAGAAGAUGUGUUUGUUUUUGGCACUUUUCUCAGCAUUCCUGAAUCUCGACUCAAAGACAUUGAGCAAAACUACUCAGAUAACCAUCAGAGAUAUCUUACUGAGGUGGUAAUGGCGUGGAUAAACGCCUGUCCAGAGAGCUCUACCUGGUCCACUCUAGUGGAGGCUCUCAAUGAAGUGGGUCAUAGGAAAACUGCACAAGAAGUGGCUGAAAGAAGAGGGAUUGUACUGCCUGGUGUAUGGGAGGACAGUCAGCUCUGGGGUGCUCUGAAAGCUCUCAUCCCAAUUAAUGAAGGAGGUGAUCUGGUAACACUGCUGGAAGAGACGGAGAAACUAAGGGUUGACGUCAAAACCAAAGAUGCUCUCCUUGUCGAGAGCGAGGAUCGGCUGGAAGAGGUCAACUCUCAAAAGGAUGAAUUUGAAAAGCAGUACAACGAUGCUAUCCAAGAAUUGGAGGAAAAGAAGCAGUUGCUGGAGGAAGAGAAGCAAAAGGCCCAGAAAACACUGCGAGAGAAAGAAGCAGAACUGAGAAAGUUGAGGGCCGAGCGAGCAACCAAGGAAGAGAUUGAGACCAAAGAAAUCGAGAUCAUGUAUCUCAAGAAGAAAGUUCAGCAGCACCAGAUCACGGAGAAGGAGCUCAUGACAAAAUUGUCGAUCUCCAAGGGAAACUGGAGGCGACCGACAUUGGGAAGCUGGACUGGAUUGCCAGCAACCUGGAGAAACAACUAG
Messenger RNA from Geodia barretti, 1298 nucleotides. NCBI's taxonomy places the organism in Eukaryota, Metazoa, Porifera, Demospongiae, Tetractinellida, Geodiidae. The record is from the annotation of a GenBank genome assembly.